Messenger RNA from Symsagittifera roscoffensis, 4011 nucleotides. RefSeq names its product rho GTPase-activating protein 21-like. The coding region runs from base 125 to 3946 and encodes 1273 amino acids. Gene Ontology annotation, biological process: regulation of GTPase activity; signal transduction. Lineage: Eukaryota; Metazoa; Xenacoelomorpha; Acoela; Convolutidae. The transcript has a single exon. Gene Ontology annotation, cellular component: cytoplasm. The record is from RefSeq and is a predicted model, not a curated record.
AGCAGUCUUGUUACGUUUCAGAUUAAUUUAGAAUGGGUAGUGUGAAAAGCAGAUUCAAAAUUGUUCUCAUGUUUUCUACUUAAAUACUUGAUCAAGCUAACGUUGAUUGUUGGAUAGCUCCAGUAUGAACGGAAGUGUUCGAUCCCAGUACGGGAAAAGGUCUACGUCCCCGCGACCUCUUCCGAAAGCGAUUCCUUUGCCAACGGUUCCUUCCAUAAAACAGACACCCAAUUAUCACACGUCAUCUGAUAACUUAAACAGGAGUCAGAGCUCCAACGAAGAACCAAUCUAUGAUGUGCCUCCUUGCUUUGACAAUAACUGGGACUCUUCUCAGACGCUUCCUAGACACUCCAUGAUGCACAUGGACUCAGCAGAAGGCAUGCAUUCAAGAACGAGCACUAUGAGCAGUCUGUCUACCAUCAACUCAUGCACUUCUGUGGCAACGCUGACUAAUCAAGCACGUGAACCAAGUUUCAUCCAGCAACUCUCGGUGCAAUUAUACGACAGGUCUCCAGGAGGAGGAGGUCCAUCUCGUGCGUUUGAUGAUGAAAACAUAGUGUCGCAUUGGUACCCCGAAAGUCCAAAUGAGUACUCGAAAACGGAACCACGCACGGGAUCUCUUGGAGAUAAACGCAAGAGAUCCAAGUCGAAAAAUCGAAGUUUAUUGCAACGUUCCGGUUCCGUUUUGAAAAGUAUGUUCUCAUCGUCAAAUGAUGAAGUAUCGGGAACUAAGACGUCUCAUAAAAAGGGAUCCGACUUGGCCUUAACAAUUGACGUGAAUAGCCAACCAUCAUGCAACAUGCAAGGCAGGUUACUUCUGAAGGAAAUCAGAAAUUGCAAGUUUGACGACUUGUCAACUGAGAGUCUACGUGACUUCGAAAUGAUGCCUUGGCAGAGUGUAACCAUAUUCACUUCGCACAGUCAGCUCCACAUGCAGAAAAGUCACAGUGCGCCUCAAAGUGACGACGGGGUCUCGUUAGACCUGGUAGGAUGUCGGUGUGAACCUAUUUUGUGUCAUUCUUCGAGUCUGUCAAAGAAGUCACGUGAUCACAAAACUCGCAAUAUUUCCUCCUCGGUCACGUGCUUCGCAUUCAAACUUCAGCUUCAAACUGAACAUGCAGUGGUACGUGUUUUCCAAACAGAUUCAAAAGACUCCAUGGUGCAAUGGAUUAACUGCUUGCAGAAUAUUUCCCAACUGACUCCGGUUAGCUUCCAGUCUGUCUCCCAAGCACCUCCUAGUCCCAUUCAUGGGUCAUCUUUUGCACACUUGGAAAGCUACCAAAUGUCUCCUUCAAACCCUUACGUGCCAAUAAUUGUGACUGAAUGCUGUGAGCAAAUUGAGCAUCUAGGAGGGCUCCACCUUACUGGAAUUUACAGGGUUCCGGGCAACUCAAUCCACAUUAACUCGCUUCUUGGCCAAAUAAACCCCUCGCUCAGUCAUCUGGAUCUGAGUAAUGCUGAUGUGCACACAACUGCGAGUGCUCUGAAGACGUUUCUGAGACGCCUGCCCGAGCCUCUAAUCACGAACGACUGGUACUCGUCGCUGAUUGUAGCCAAUCGUAAGCGAGACGACUCGGAGAGACUGGAGCAAAUCAAAAUGGUCAUCAAUCAACUGCCAAUUCACAAUUUUGAAACUUUAAAGUAUCUGAUGCGUCAUCUGGACAAAAUCGCUCAACACAGCGAGGAAAAUAAGAUGGAUGUAACCAACCUGGCGACAGUGUUUGGACCAACUCUUCUAAGAAGUCCAGCCUCUCCUGAAGUGCUUCUGGGGCCGAGCUCAAAAGGAGCCAUAGCUGCUCAGAAGGAAGACAUGAUUUCAAUCUGGGGAGACAUGCUAGAACAGCGCAGUAUAAUUGAGGCAAUAAUCUCGAACCACCGUUCUAUUUUUGCAUCAGAUGACUCAAGAAUCAGCGCAGAUUCGAGAUCUGGAAGCAGUCACCUGUUGCCAGAUGUUGUCAAGGACACUGGAUUCCGAAGAGACUCAAACGUGUCUUUGAACUCUUUAACGUCGGCUGCACAAAUGCAUUUAAACUGCACGGCAUCAGCGGUGCGAAAAAUGUCUGUUGAAAAGCUUUCAGCGUUAGCAACCGGUUCUAGAAAAGGGACGUCGUCAAAGCUAGGACCUCCUAGCAGCAGAAACUCCCCGCUCCCCACGAAAGCUGAGUUCAUAGCAAUAAGCCGAGAAGUUUCGCCUGUUCCAAGGCGCUCCAAAUCUAUGAGUGAUAAAGCUGAUAAGUUGAACAAUAAAAUAAAGCAGCACCACGAUGAUAACUCAGCCUCGGAGAAAUCAGAAAACGGCAGUUCGUUUACUGAAACGGAAUCACCAGCCAUGCAACAGGCUGCAGUGUCAAGUGCAAGUUCGAUAUCUCUGAAUGGAAGCGGAGAAGGUAAUUACUUCCAGAGUCAAAAGAUGUUGAAGGACCUGGACAGUUUGAUCGAAUCUCUAAAGGCGGAAUGCAAAGAAAAAGACGACAAGGUUCGCCGCUCCGCUGAAGAAGGCCAGGAAAUGUUCGACAACUUCUGUAAACUUUUCACUAAUGACAGCAAAAGUCCAUCUCGCGCGAGAAAGAAACAAGAAAUAACGGCGGUCCCUGAGGUGAGAAAUUCACCGUCCAAGGAUAGUCAAGCAUCUUCAUCGUUUUCAGGUAGCGGCGACUUGGAGCACCUGAUCGCCCGAGAGUUGGAUGCAAAAAUAGCGAAUUUGAGACUUGAAUAUACUAUCAAAGUUGAUAAGUUCCCAAUUUCGGACUCAGAUCCAAAAGACUCAUUCGUAUGCGAAACUGCCGUUACUGAUAAAACUAGCUUGCCUGAAAAGGCCAGUGUGACUAAUUUUAUUAAAAACCCAUCUUAUGACGUGGAAAGAAAGCAGGAACUGAAAACCGGAGAGAAAUUGGGAAAGCUUUCUUCUGAAGCCGCUGUGAAAAGAUCUGAGUCGAUCAAGUUGGACACGGAUAAAAUAUCACGAAGCAUCGAGGCAAGUUUGAAAAUGAGAAGUGCUGAGUUUGGAGACAGACAACCGAGCGUUUAUGAGAAUGUGGAAGAUUCAAGUCCUACAAGCGAUGAGCAGAAGUUUCAAACACCGUAUAGAAAUAGUAAUAGAGAGCAGUCACAAAAUCCAAUGCUAACUAACACAAAUUUGUACCGCAAUGAAGCUAAAACGACCUCAAACAAACCAGUGCCAAAUAUGAAUCAAAGUCACUCCAUUGAUACCUCAUACUCUCUGCUGCAAACAAGUCCCAAAAUGUCGCCAAGACAUGCUCAAGCGGCCAAACAGUUUCAGUCAAAUGCUACAAGUUUAAGCGUGGACACGCAGAUGCAGUCAACGUCUUCGUCCCGUAGAAGUCCCUUCAAAUCGCCAAAAUCGGACCCGUCUUCUUCCCUUCUGAAGAACGUGAUGGCACCUCUGAGACCCCUCUCGAAGUCGAGGAACAAGCAAAACACAGUUCCAAAUGACACUGCUGACACUGAUGAUAAAACUGGUGGUAAAGUUGGAGACCCUCCUUUUCCUCUGAGUCCGAACUCGACCCUAAGCUCGAAUAAGACAGAUAGACGGACACAGAAGACAGUAAAUGAAAGAGGAGCGCUAGGAGGCGGGGCGCAUUUGUCGGCGGCAACGCCUUCGAGGUCAAAUCGGGGCUCACUGAAUCCGGCUCAUCUGGUCCAAACUAGUGUUGAGUCGAGUGUUAAUUUGAGCACGAAAAACAUAAGCAGUAGUUCAUCGUCAAACAUCGAUCGCAGUGCUAGCCGUAGUUGGGUGACACGAAGUAACCCGGACUUGCUGACGGCGGUCGCGAACAAAUCGGCUAAUCGGCGCUCUGGCGGAGGAGGAGGAACUCCAAGUACUCCUGCGAAAGUAAUCGGGGGAGGGGCCAAUUCUUCUUCUUCUUCAUCUUCAGGGACUCCGAACCCAAAGCAGUUGAUGGUUUUCCAUACCAGCCAAGUUUAGAAAUUAAUUUUGAUAGAAUACUUGGAUAAGUUUCUCAGUUUGCUCCAAACAAGAAAAGUCUAAAU